Messenger RNA from Microthlaspi erraticum, 963 nucleotides. NCBI's taxonomy places the organism in Eukaryota, Viridiplantae, Streptophyta, Magnoliopsida, Brassicales, Brassicaceae. The record is from the annotation of a GenBank genome assembly.
AUGACCGUUUUGGUCAGCCAGGUUAACCGCCUGAGGAAGAUGAAACGACCUGUGGUCGGCGUCGGGUGCGCUUCCACCGGAGACACCUCCGCUGCUCUCUCCGCUUACUGCGCCUCCGCCGGAAUCCCAUCGAUCGUCUUCCUACCUGCGAACAAGAUCUCAAUGGCGCAGCUGGUCCAGCCGAUUGCCAACGGUGCGUUUGUUCUGAGCAUUGACACUGAUUUCGAUGGUUGCAUGAAGCUGAUUAGAGAGAUAACAUCGGAAUUGCCGAUUUACUUGGCCAAUUCGUUGAAUAGCUUGAGGUUAGAAGGGCAGAAAACUGCAGCCAUAGAGAUCCUGCAGCAGUUUGAUUGGCAGGUUCCGGAUUGGGUGAUUGUUCCUGGAGGCAAUCUCGGGAACAUCUACGCCUUUUACAAAGGAUUCAAGAUGUGCCAAGAGCUGGGACUCGUGGAUAGGAUCCCGAGGCUGGUCUGUGCGCAAGCGGCCAAUGCUAAUCCUCUUUACUUGCACUACAAGUCUGGCUGGAAGGACUUCAAGCCAAUGACUGCGAGCACCACAUUCGCCUCUGCGAUUCAGAUCGGUGACCCAGUCUCCAUCGAUAGAGCUGUGUACGCGCUCAAGAAGUGCAACGGCAUUGUGGAAGAAGCUUCGGAGGAGGAGCUGAUGGACGCGAUGGCGCAAGCGGAUUCGACGGGAAUGUUUAUCUGUCCACAUACAGGUGUUGCGCUGACCGCUCUGUUCAAGCUGAGGAACCAAGGAGUGAUUGCGCCGACUGAUCGUACCGUGGUUGUGAGUACUGCUCAUGGGUUGAAGUUUACUCAGUCUAAGAUUGAUUAUCACUCGAAAGCCAUCCCUGACAUGGCUUGCAGAUUCUCCAAUCCUCCUGUGGAAGUGAAGGCGGAUUUCGGAGCUGUCAUGGAUGUGCUCAAGAGUUACUUAGGAAGUAAGUCACUGAGGUCAUAA